AUGGUUGAUGAAGGAGCAAAGAAAUUAUUCAAGCGUUUACCUCAAACGGUUGUACCAACACAGUAUGAUUUAACAAUACAACCUUUUCUUGAUAUCUUUAAAUUUAAUGGAAGUGUGAUUAUUUAUUUAAAGUUCAAUCUGUCGACGGAUACUGUGGUACUACACGCUGCUGAUUUACAUAUUGAUUAUGCAACAAUAGCAUUGAACGCGAAAGAUGAAUUUACAGGUAAAAUUCGCAUGGAUCCAGAGAAUGAACGUGUAGAAAUCAGCUUUGAUAAUAAACUUGAAGCAUGUGACUAUCAAUUGUCCCUAAAGUUCACAGGUGAUAUCAGUGAUCGUAUGACUGGCUUCUAUCGAAAUAAAUAUACAACACCUGAUGGCAAAGAAAUUCUUUAUGGUGCUUGUACAUAA
Messenger RNA from Rotaria socialis, 411 nucleotides. The record is from the annotation of a GenBank genome assembly. Lineage: Eukaryota; Metazoa; Rotifera; Eurotatoria; Philodinida; Philodinidae.